AAUUCCAACCAAAACGUUUGUCCAUGUUACAGCUGCAGAUUUCCCGCUUCGAAAGCGUUAUCCAGCGUGCAAACGUAACGUAUACAAAAGCCAGGAUAAUUCGAGGGAUUUUCUGUAGUUUUUCGGUGUAAAUUUGAAAGUUUCGAGCUGAAUUUUUGAUAGAUUCAUUGAUUUUUGUGCUGUGAGAACAUUACGGUUGAAGUGCACUUGCAGAAUGCCGUUCGAUUUCAAGGAGAUAACCGAGCAGCUGAAUGAGGCUAGUACUGGAAGUGCUGGUGUUUCUUUCUCUGGAAAAUCGUUGAAACUCAAUUCUGAAGAUGACGCAAAGGACGUGUGCGAGGAGAUCAAGAAAUGUGAGAAGAUGAGCUACCUUGAUUUAGAAGGUAAUACCCUGGGUCCAGACGCUGCCAGGGCUAUAUCAAAAGCCUUGGAAACUCAUGGAUCUCACUUGCAACGAGCCCUGUGGAAGGACAUGUUCACAGGUAGAAUGAAAAAUGAGAUUCCCAAGGCACUGGAGUAUCUUGGAGAUGGAUUGAAUAGUGCUGGUGCACGAUUGGUAGAGCUCGACCUAAGUGACAAUGCAUUUGGGCCCAUUGGAGUCCAGGGUCUUGCUGCGUUUCUGAGAUCAAGCACAUGCUACACUCUUCGGGAACUACGUCUCAACAACAAUGGUCUGGGUAUCACUGGUGGUAAGAUGUUGGCAAAGGCAUUGUUGGAUUGUCAUGCAAACAGUUCUAAGGAAGGUCAACCCUUGGCAUUGAGAGUUUUCAUCGCUGGACGGAAUAGACUGGAGAACGAAGGAGCUACAGCUCUUGCUGGUGUGUUUGAAAAGCUAGGGAGUUUGGAGGAGGUUGUGAUGCCACAGAAUGGAAUUUAUCACUCUGGGGUCUCAGCACUGGCCAGUGGACUAUCCAAUAAUCCUGGAUUAAGGGUUUUGAAUCUCAAUGAUAAUACUGUGGGCCCGAGGGGUGCUCAAGCUCUUGCUGAUGUUCUCCACAACUUCAAGGCCCUCGAGUGUUUAAAUCUCGGGGACUGUUUAUUGAAGACUAAAGGUGCCUUGGUAAUUGCUGAUGCCCUUGGCAUCAAAGGAAAUCAUCUUUCACUUACAGAACUCAAUCUCACGUUCAAUGAGAUUCGAACAAGGGCUGCGGAAGCCUUGGCUCGUUCCGUUGCGGAUAAAACUCAACUUGAUAGUUUUCUGCUGGAUGGAAAUGCUCUUGGAGAGAGUGGAAGAACUACUCUGAGGAAUUACCUCGAGAAAUCGGAAAGAAUUAAAUCGUUGGGGCCUUUUGAUGAUGAUGCAACUGAUGAAAGUGAGAACGAGGAGAGUGGCGGUGAAGAGGAGGAAGAGAGAGAAGGUGAAGGAAGUGAUCAGGAUGAUCAGGAUGAUCAGGAUGAUCAGGGUGAUGAAGUGUAUAUCGAGAAAGAGCAGACAGUUCAGACACCUAUUCAGGAGAAGAGCGUGAAGAAACCUAUAAGUGUCAAGGAGUUUAUGAAAUCGUCGAGUGGAGAAAAUUUGUUGUUGAUCGAGGGGGAUAAGGUCAUGGGAUUUUUGGAAUAUGCUAAGGAACGCUGUCAAGGCAAAAAUUCUCGGGAAUCUGAGAAAUACGUGAACGAACUCUUGUGUAUUGUAAUGAAAGUCUCUUCACACUGUGGAAGUGGUUACGGCGAUGUCAGAGUAGAAGCUGAACGUCUGACAGAUCUCUUGUACUCUGAAUUGUUUCAAUAUGCCUCAGAAAAUGAUCAAAUGUCGAAAUUAAACAAUAAUUUAUUGGUCGACUUGGGGCUUAUAAAAAGCGAGGACAAGAGUGUUGGGAACAUAAAUUGGAACCUCGAGGGUUGCUUCAAAGCUCUGGAAAAAGUUGUUCAGAAAGAUUAUUUUCCAUCUUUAACGAAAGAUGCGCUCAAAUUAUUCAUCGAAAAGCCCAUAAAAACGGGACGAAAAUUCGUAGAUCCAUUCCAGGAAGUGAAAACCUCUCUGAAGACAAUCCUGAAUAGACUUCCAAGUACGUAACGUAUCAAUCGGCGCAAUAUCUAACAAACAAGUUGUGGAUAUA
Molecule: messenger RNA, 2057 nt
Organism: Fopius arisanus
Lineage: Eukaryota; Metazoa; Arthropoda; Insecta; Hymenoptera; Braconidae
Gene: RanGAP
Product: Ran GTPase activating protein
Exons: 4
Coding region: 215-2014 (599 amino acids)
Biological process (GO): signal transduction; activation of GTPase activity; nucleocytoplasmic transport
Cellular component (GO): cytosol; perinuclear region of cytoplasm; nucleus
Molecular function (GO): GTPase activator activity; small GTPase binding
Source: RefSeq, a predicted model, not a curated record